This is a messenger RNA of Alternaria arborescens, 879 nucleotides long. RefSeq lists its product as hypothetical. The transcript is spliced from 2 exons. Bases 1 to 879 code for a protein of 292 amino acids. Gene Ontology annotation, molecular function: hydrolase activity. NCBI's taxonomy places the organism in Eukaryota, Fungi, Ascomycota, Dothideomycetes, Pleosporales, Pleosporaceae. The record is from RefSeq and is a predicted model, not a curated record. Gene Ontology annotation, cellular component: extracellular region.
AUGCACUUCUCCACCUCUGUUCUCGGCAGCAUUGUUGCUUUCUGCGCAACUGCCAAUGCCGCUCUCACUCGUGUCAAUGACUUUGGAGCGAACCCUUCCAACCUCCAAAUGAACAUUUAUGUUCCUGCCAAACUUGCGACCAAGCCCGCUAUCAUUCUGGCCCUGCACUACUGCGGCGGUACUGGAGAAGCUUACGCUCAAUCCACAAAAUACAACAGCCUAGCUGAGCAGAAAGGUUUCAUUAACAUCUUCCCGUCCACCAAGAAGGACAACAACUGUUGGGAAGUCAACACCGCCAAGGGCCUCUCUCGCGAUGCCGGCGGUGACAACCAAGGCCUGAACAACAUGAUCCAGUACACCAUCAAGAAGUACGGUGCCGACCCGGCCAAGGUCUUUGUCACUGGAAGCAGCUCCGGAUGUAUGAUGACCAACGUCAUGAUGGCGACCUACCCCGAUGUCAUCGCUGCAGGAUCAUGCUAUUCCGGUGUCGCAGCGGGCUGUGUAGCAGGCAGCCCCGGCGCCAGCCCAAGCACUGCAGACCCGCGAUGCGCAAACGGCCAAGUUAUCAAGACGCAAGCGGAAUGGGUGGCGCAAGUCAAGGCCAUGUACCCAGGCUACACUGGCACCUACCCUCGCAUGGCGACAUGGCACGGUACUGCUGAUACCCUGGUCAAGAUUCCAAACUUGGGCGAGCAACUUAAGGAGUGGAGCGGACUGUUGGGUGUUUCGUUCACAAAGAACGUGACGAACACCCCGCAGAGCGGAUAUACACAAAUGGUGUAUGGGGAUGGAACCAAACUUGUAGGAUACAGUGCGUUGAACGUGGGACACACCGUGCCAGUACACGAAGCGGAGGACCUGAAAUGGUUUGGACUCUGA